Messenger RNA from Didymodactylos carnosus, 1329 nucleotides. The record is from the annotation of a GenBank genome assembly. Lineage: Eukaryota; Metazoa; Rotifera; Eurotatoria; Philodinida; Philodinidae.
AUGUCCUUCAUUCGGGGGCGCCCUCGCCACCCCCAAAGCCAGGGGGUAAUAGAGCGUGCCAAUGGAGUAUUAACAGACGCUUUGGGAAAAUGGAUGUUUAGCAACCAAACUGAUCAUUGGAGUGAAGGGCUGAUGCCGGUGGUAUAUGGUAUUAAUACAAGAGUUUCCCAACCAACCAAAGUCACCGCUUAUGAAGUCGUUUUCGGCCAGAAAGCUCGAUGUGAUAGUGACUAUUGGCGUGUUGUUAAUGAACUGAAUUGUGUUGAUGAAGAUGAUCUACCAACACCAGUUGGAGUAGGAGAUGGUUACAAAGAUAAUAUUGACAAAGAUGUGAAUAAUGUUAUUGAAUCAUUGUUGGAUCUUUCAGAACAUGUGGCUCCUGCUCCUCCAUUAUAUCUGCUAGACGCGUCAAUCUCUAUCAUUGAAACAGAACCUCAAGUGAAUCCUCCAUAUACUGCCGACGUCUCUGUUAAUCUUAUGUCAUUCACAUCACCCACAAAAAUACCUGUUCAAUCAUCAACAAAAGCUCUACCACGUAGUCCUGUCUUUAAUUUUUCUUCUUCCUCGUUGUUCAAUUCCAAAGAUGAUAAUGAAGUACAAGUUACAGAACCUAAAGAACAGAAAACUGGCUCCCCUACACAUGACAACAAAUUAUUGAAUGAUUUGGACAAUCUUAUCAAUUUUGACGAUGAGCAGUUCCCUCGAACUACUGCCGCACCUAUUGUCGUUUCUAAUCAGCCAACUGGUAUGUCUGCACCAUCAAGAUCAAUUCCCAUUACAUCCUCUCCAAUUUCAUCAUCCUCUGCUGUAUCAGAGGCAUCAAGACACAAAAGGAUACGAGAAACAGCCGAAAAGAAUUAUUUACAAACGACCAACAAAAAACGAAUCAAAUAUGACCAGCAUCUGAAGGCAACGGCAGAGAAAUUCAAUAUUGGUGACUGUGUCGGGUUGAAAAUCGACUCUGUUGAUAGAACAAAUACCGAUCCAAAAUUAUUGCCAUGCAUAAUAACAGCCAAAGAGAAGAAGAAUGAUUCUCAAAUAUUCAAACUGGCUUCUCAAUACGGCAAAUUGGUCACUACCUAUACAGCUGAAUCCUUGGUCGAUCUAAAAUCUUCUUGUCUCCAAGAAUUGAGAGCUAUAAAUUUGGAUCAACUGGCUGAUAUAAAGUUCAUUGAGGCGUGUAAAUUAUUGGCUCGUGGAUCAAUCAGUGGUAAAACAUGUGACUGCAAGGGUCAAUGUCAAACGAAACUCUGCUCCUGUAAAAAACAGGGAGUCUAUUGUUCCACAAAGUGCCACAGUCGUCGUGGAGGAUGUAAAAAUAUUUCAUAG